Messenger RNA from Vanderwaltozyma polyspora DSM 70294, 1152 nucleotides. It is a transcript of the gene RAD17, whose product is annotated as Rad17p. The transcript has a single exon. Lineage: Eukaryota; Fungi; Ascomycota; Saccharomycetes; Saccharomycetales; Saccharomycetaceae. Gene Ontology annotation, biological process: DNA damage checkpoint signaling; DNA repair. Bases 1 to 1152 code for a protein of 383 amino acids. The record is from RefSeq and is a predicted model, not a curated record. Gene Ontology annotation, cellular component: checkpoint clamp complex.
AUGAUUGUUGAGACUACGAAAUUUAGUGCGACUACUAUUCAUUUGGAACAUAUCACCACUGCUUUGGAUUGUUUAAUGCCAUUUGGUGAUAAUGAUGCAUUGAUUUAUGUUGAUAAGGAUGGUUUGUCCUUUGUUAGGGAAUGUACAAGUGUGAUAAGGAUCCAGUUGUAUCUGUCAAAGGAAUUAUUUGUUACCUAUCUUUACGAUGAAGAUGAAGAUGAGGAUGGAGAAGGGGAUGGAGACGAUUAUAUGAAGCUUAAAGUUCAUCUAAGUCAUAUUUUGAAUAGUUUUAAUGUUGUUAAUCGUAACAACGACGAUAUUAUUGAAUGUACAAUGUCCUAUAAUGGUGAUGGACACCCUUUUGUUUUAAUAUUUGAAGAUUCAUUUAUAUCUGAGAAAGUUGAAUAUAAUACUUAUUCGACAGAAAAUACAGACGGUGCAGCUUUGGAAUUAAAUAGACAAAGGAUUACUUUUGAAUGUAUCUUGAAGGGUGAUAUUCUUUAUACAGUCUUGAAAGAUUUAAAGGAAAUCGGUACUGAGGAAUAUUAUAUAUAUGUGAAAACUUCAAAGGACUAUAACAAAAAUAUUUUUGCAAUAAUAUCGAAAUCUUCGAUGGGUUAUUCAAAAUUUAAAUUUCCUGUUAACAGAUCUAUAAUAGAAAAGUUGCAGGUAUUCGAUAGUGAUUCGACAACCAUAUUAUAUGACGAACCUAUAAUAGGUGUAUUUAAUAAGUCAUCGUUUGAUAAGAUUAGAAUGAGUACAAAAAUUGCAAGCAAAGUUUUACUUAGAAUGGAUGACAAUGGACUACUAAGUGUAAAUAUAUUGAGUCAAACUGAAGAUUUCGUGUUAGAUGAAAACACAAGAACCAAAAAUAGUAAUAACGAUAAUAAUAAUAAUAAUAAUAAUAAUUUUAAUAAAGGACCAAAUGCACAAUUACCAAAAGAUUAUCCUGGAAUUGUGAUCGAGAUAAGUAUGCUAGGGUCAGCACUUUUUGAUGAUGAUGUCCACACCAACAUUUGCUCAUUGAUGGAUGAGGAUACGAUAAAUUCUGACAGAUCUACGAGCAGAGUUAUAGAUCAAGGAUCUGGUGGUAAUGACGACACCCAUGACGAGAACAUCCCGUCUACAAAUGAUAUACCAUUGUUCUUUUGA